AUUUGUUCUGCAACGACGGCAGUCCUCUUACUCUCCCUCGAUACCUAUAAUUUGCCAUCCUGCCGCGCUCAAAGUCCUCGCCUUCCCCUCCACCGUCCAAGCAGGAUUCUGCUCAUGGUGACCCAUCACGAAGGGGGCUCGCCAAUGGACGGUCCCAUCGUCGUAGGUUUAGUUCGCACAUACCCAUAACACCAAUAGAGACGUCUGCGAACCCUGGGUGGAGUACGAGCUACCAGGCAGGGUCAUCCAGCUCAGCUUCAGCGCCAAGUUCGGACGACGACGAUAGUGACAACCAAGGGAAUGCAGACCAACAAAAUGCCUUGCCAGACUCCACAAUGCGUUCUCGGGAUAUGCUCACCAAGACGACGUCGGUCGCUCGUCGGCCACCAAGUCCCGUCCAAGUUCCAUCCAGCUCGGAGGGAUCUACCAGGGAUGGCAGGCUAUCUUCUCGGCGACGCUCUUUCACUCGCUCCCGCUCUCCCGCCCCCGUUACGAUAAAUGACUACGGACUUCCCCCUCGGACGCCCUCCCCCUCGUCUUUCUUCCGAACGAAACCGGCGACGGCCCCUUCUCGCUAUCAUGUUUUACCAGGACAGCUCUCCCUGAGCCUUCGCCUUACACCCUUUCCAGUCACGGCAAAAUUCUCCAUAGAUACCAAGUACGCAGCUGAAUCGUGCUUAUUGCUCGGUGCCCUCGUAUACGCAGCCGCAAAAAUAUCCAUCUUCGGCUCUCCCGGGUCGCCUGACGAAUGGUUGUCGAUAGAACUCAUCCUAAUUAUUAUCGCAUCAUUUAUCUAUAUACUACUUUCCCACCUAUCCUUCCCGUCCAACUCAUCACACGGAACGAAACCUGCACUGACAAAGCAACUGCCGCAUCGCUCUUCUUCACCACGCUUCUUCGAAAAUAAGGACCCAAAGCGACCCUCGUCCCAUCCCGUCGUGACUAGCAUGGAGAAUUUUGGAUUCGUAUGGAUGACCGUGCCCAAAAAUUACAGGAACUCGUCGGAUGACGGCAUACUGUCCGGGCUCCUCCUUGGCCCGCUCGUCUCAUCGGGGCUUCUGUAUAUCGCCCUCAAUACUUACUCCAAGUCACCGAAUGCCGACAUCCUCAAUGCGUCCUGGUACAUCGAACCUCCUUUGUCCUUGCCAAAUUUUGGUAACCCGUACACGCCUCUCGAAGCCUUGAUUCUAUCGCGUCGGGGCGCUGUCGACCUCGCGACGUUGUGCUCCGUCAUAUUGCUCACCCACGUUUGCGCGUCCAAGUGGUUUGAGAGCCGGUGUCGACGCCGAGAGUCCACCGCAGAAGGAGAGAGGGCUUCGGUUCCGAGGAGUGAGGCUCGCAAAUUCCGGCUUUACGUCUUUAUGACGUCGAUUGUUUGCUGCAGUCUACUCGUUCAACGAGCGGUAUUCCAGCAGGCUCAGAUUGGCAUCUGGCAAAACAUGUCCUACUGGGACAUUGCUUCGAGCUCUGUGUUUUACCAGAUGACGUUGUACAUUGCCAUUCGACUCGCACAUAGAGGCUUCACCCUCGGAGAGCUGGGCAUAGUCGCUUUCGGUGCGACUGCGCUGUUUAUGGAACUUGUCAGCCUGACCGUAGCAAGGAUAUGGCCCGUCACCACUCCCUACCUCCGAACAUACCGACUUCCGACGCCUCUACUACUAUAUCAGAUCGCAUUAAUCCCCGGUUCACUCUUGACCGGAUUUCUGCUUUCACCCCUCCUCGUCCUCUCCCGCCAAAUCGCCCAACGUCCCGUACGGAGACUCAAGUUCCCGAAAGAAAAACAAGCUCACCGACGAUUGUUGGCCGCCGGGUUCUAUUCCGGCGCCGUACUUAUCAUAGGGGGCCUUAUCGGGAUGUGGACGCGUUGGUGUCUACGCAGUAGGGACCCAUGGUUAUGGGUGGUAUACUGGCUCUUCGAAGGGAGGACGAAAUGGACGCGACCGGCGUUGCUUGCGUAUUGGGCCACCCUGGCGAGCUUGAGCGUGGCAGGAUGGAAUCGUCAGCUCGCGCGGUCGCGUCGCUAUCGCCCGAAACCCGCCACGACGAGCGACGCGCUGCUCUCGACUCAGCCCGCAGACGGAGCAAGCACCGCGACGAGCGAGACCAGCACAACACCAACGCCCCUGUCGAGCACAUCGCCCAUGAACCUCAACUUCGCCUCGGUGACGAUGCCCCACCUGCCUAAUUUUCCCAACGGUGCGAACCUGGGAGCAGCGUUAGACGCAGCAGACAAACGUGUGCCCACUUUGGGUCUGAAUGCCCGCCGAAAGUUCUUCCAUGCGUUGGCGGUGGUGAUGUUCCUUCCAGGUGUGGCCGCCGAUCCUGCCUUUGCGCAUCUCUCGUUCAGCGCGGCGUUCGCGUUGUUCACGUUCGCGGAAUACGUGCGAUACUUCGCGCUGUAUCCGUUCGGGGCCUCCGUCCAUCUGUUCAUGAACGAGUUCCUGGACCACAAGGACAGCGGGACGGCGAUCCUGAGUCAUUUCUACUUGCUCACGGGCUGUGCGGGCUCGGUGUGGUUUGAGGGACCGACGAGACUUCUUUAUUACACGGGGAUACUCGCCGUUGGGGUUGGUGACGCAGUGGCCUCUGUCGUGGGCAAAAAGCUCGGGAAACACCGGUGGUCGCCGACGACGUCGAAGACGGUCGAGGGGAGCGCUGCGUUUACGCUUUCGGUGGUGGGGUUCGCAUGGAUGCUGCGGGUGUUAGGAUUGACGGAGGACUUCUCGGUUGUGCGAUACGGAAUGAUGGUGGGAUUAUCGUCUGUGCUGGAGGCGUUGUCGGUACAGAACGACAAUUUGACGCUUCCGGUGUACAUGUGGAGUCUACUUGCGCUAGGGGACGUGUAGAAAGGGACAUGAUUAACUUUAAUGAAUGUGAUAUAUUAC
Stereum hirsutum FP-91666 SS1 is the source of this 2885-nucleotide messenger RNA. RefSeq lists its product as uncharacterized. Lineage: Eukaryota; Fungi; Basidiomycota; Agaricomycetes; Russulales; Stereaceae. Gene Ontology annotation, cellular component: endoplasmic reticulum membrane. The transcript has 9 exons. The record is from RefSeq and is a predicted model, not a curated record. The coding region runs from base 336 to 2846 and encodes 836 amino acids. Gene Ontology annotation, biological process: dolichyl monophosphate biosynthetic process. Gene Ontology annotation, molecular function: dolichol kinase activity.